AUGCAUUCACGGACCCGGCCCACGUCCGAGAUCUACGUCCAGAGUCCACUUCGCUUCUCGGACGCAGAUACGGGCCACCGCCCUAACGCGCUGCUCGCAAACUCGGCCCUCCAGCACCCCAUUGGUGACCCUGGUGAGUACGGCUCUAAUGGAUCCGGACUCAAUGGCCUUACCGGUGGUGGUGCUCCUUCUGCAGCGGCUGUGGGCACUGGUGGCUCCAGUAUUAUUGGUCCGGUGCCUCUUUUUUCUCAAGUUCAGCAACAGCAACAGCAUCAACAUCAACAUCAACAUCAGCAUCCACACCAACAUCAACAUCAACAUCAACAACAACAACAUUUACUGGCUCCUCAACCAGAUCGCGUGACAGACCAAUGGAUCGCAGACUUGGAACUUUACCAAAAGACUUUAGACGAAAUGGCAUCAGUCAGUAUUGACGAGGAAUUCAAAGAUGAGCUUUCGGCAGUCCAGCAAUGGUUCUCCAUAAUCUCCGAGGGUGAACGUACUGCCGCGCUUUACGCGCUCCUGGCUCAAUCCAACCAGGUCCAAGUUCGUUUCUUCAUUACAUUUCUUCAAAACAUGGCUAAAAAUGAUACACUCUCUGGGGUUCUUUCUCCAUCAAUCCCAGACUUUGCAUCUCAACAGCACUUUACUCAACAACAACAACAACAACAACAACAACAACAACAACAACAACAACAACAACAGCAGCAGCCACUACCGCCAUCUUCUUCAUCUUCAUCGUCAACAGCAAAUUCUUCCUUUCACCCUCAUCAUCAGCACCAUCACUCUCUUAAUGCACCUUUCCCAAGCAAGUACCAGGUGGCCUCGGAUUAUCGCUCAAAUCGAUUCUCAUCCCCACCAAUCCCACUUCAGGAUAACUCGCUUUCUCAGCAAUUCCAAAAUACGCUUCCACAUCAUAAGCACUCGUACUCACAAACCUUGUCGAGUAAUAGCAACAUUAACAAUAGUAAUAAUACCUCUACGGUGGCUUCCGCUGUUGCAGUAGCCACAGGUACCUCCUCAUCCUCCUAUUCCCUACCCCCAGAUCUGAUAUCUUCCAUGGGUCCAUCCCAUUACCAGCAAAUUAAACACCCCAUAACCACCGCAGCUCCUGUGGCCAUUAGAAAUACCCCCUGGGCCACUACUCGUGAGGAAAUCAACCGCCCCAAGUCUGCAGACGUAACCAUGACUCGACUGGGCUUUCAAAAUAACAACAUUAACAACAACAUUACCAACAAUAACAACCAUAAUAAAAACAAUAUUAAUACCUCUCGGUCACGACUCAAUGCAUCGUCGUCUCCUACAGGGUCUCCUGAAGAGGAAUCAUGGCUAGACGCCGAUUCAAAGCAAUUAAGGAAACCUCAACGUUCAGGAUCAUCACAAUUCGAUGACGACAAGAAGGCUCCUACUCCUCGCCGUAAAGACGAAGCAACGUUUGUGCGACCUAUCCCAUUGCACCCGGAUGAACAGUCUCAGUCUCAACAACAGCAGUCAGGCACUACUACUUCGAGCGUUGCUGCUUCUCCAUCCCCAACCCCAACUUUAUACAAGUUUCCCAAGGAUGAUAAGGACGCUGCAGCGCAGCCGUCAUCUUCAUCUACUUUGACUACUACUUCUUCCUCCACUACAGGAAUUCCAGCCUCGGCAUCUCCUGGGCCACCAGCGGGCUCAGCUUCGCCUGAAAAGUCCAACGAGGCGUACCUGCACCUAGCUCUUCUUGAAGACAUUAAUGCAUGGCUUAAGGCAUUGCGAUUGCACAAGUACAAGGAUGCUCUUGGCGAUCUGCAUUGGCGUGAGCUUAUUAUGUUGACGGACGAAGACCUGAUUAAUCGUGGUGUGCAGGCGCUGGGAGCACGCCGCAAGAUGCUCAAGGUGUUUGAGACUAUCAAGCAGGCUGAGUCUGCAGGCACUCUUUCGUAG
Messenger RNA from Magnusiomyces paraingens, 1920 nucleotides. RefSeq lists its product as uncharacterized. The transcript has a single exon. NCBI's taxonomy places the organism in Eukaryota, Fungi, Ascomycota, Dipodascomycetes, Dipodascales, Dipodascaceae. Gene Ontology annotation, molecular function: translation repressor activity; mRNA binding; protein binding. The record is from RefSeq and is a predicted model, not a curated record. Gene Ontology annotation, cellular component: P-body. Gene Ontology annotation, biological process: nuclear-transcribed mRNA poly(A) tail shortening. Bases 1 to 1920 code for a protein of 639 amino acids.